Molecule: messenger RNA, 1246 nt
Organism: Cercospora beticola
Lineage: Eukaryota; Fungi; Ascomycota; Dothideomycetes; Mycosphaerellales; Mycosphaerellaceae
Gene: UBC8
Product: E2 ubiquitin-conjugating protein UBC8
Biological process (GO): ubiquitin-dependent protein catabolic process; protein polyubiquitination
Cellular component (GO): nucleus
Molecular function (GO): ubiquitin conjugating enzyme activity
Source: RefSeq, a predicted model, not a curated record
AUCUCAUUCGUACCUACCAACUUACUCCUAACUACCCGUUUGGCAAACAGUGAUCGUGCCAGAGGAUCUUGGAACGCAUCGUAACACCUCCAUCACGAACUACGACCACAUCGUCUCAUUUCCCGAUCCGUACCACGACAAGACACAAGCCGAACUGGUCAAGUGACCGAUCGCGCGCUUGUUUGACGUGACCAGUAUCGACCGUCACCUCUUCGUCCCGGACUGCACUCGUGUACCGCAGAAUACCACAUUCACCACCCCCACUGCACACCAGUGAACGCCUCAAACGCCCGACUUUCACGACUUCCGGCCGCUCGAUUGAGCCUCACAUUACGAAACAGAUAAGGGUGGGCCGAAGGCAGGCGGCAAGAUGAGUAGUCCAAAGCGCAGGAUAGAGACGGACGUCAUGAAGAUGAUGAUGAGCGACUACGAAGUGACACUUGUUAAUGACAAUAGUGAGCAGGAAUUCUAUGUCCGCUUCAAGGGGCCAGAGGAGACACCGUUUGUGGGUGGUCAUUGGAAGAUUCACGUAGAACUUCCGGAUCAGUACCCCUACAAAUCACCAAGCAUCGGCUUUGUCAAUCGGAUAUUCCACCCGAAUAUUGAUGAAUUGUCAGGCAGCGUUUGUCUCGACGUCAUCAACCAAACCUGGUCACCGAUGUACGACAUGGUCAACAUCUUCGAAGUCUUUCUGCCGCAGCUCUUGCGGUACCCUAAUCCUACGGAUCCUCUGAACGGCGAAGCAGCCGCUCUUUUGAUGAGAGACAGCAAAGGCUAUGAUGCCAAGGUCAAAGAAUAUGUCACGAAAUACGCAACGAAAGAAAGCGUUGACGAGGCUGGAAACGACUCUGACGAUAGUGACGAAAUGAGUAGCGUCGGUAGUUUCGAUGAUGACGAAGACGAUGAGCCAGCGGGGACCAUGGAAGUGUGAGGAUAGCCAACAGCAUGCAGAUGAUUGAUCGGUUCGGUAGCUACGGUGUUGGAUUUACAGUGCAAAGGUCUGGGUGGCGGCGGCGUUUGGGAUCAGAAUGGGUUUAUGCAAUGUAAUUUCAAUCUUGUGCGGGUGACACGGAUGUCCUCUGCAGAUACAAUCCGAGACAGUGGAACGCGAUGCGUUUGUGUAUGGAUCAGUGUUACAGAGAACAGCUGCUAUUGAAAAAAUGGUAGGAUCUUGUUUCGUCUCGACACGGUGUUUCGAAAGGCUCGCCAUGUGCAUACACCCAUCGUGUUGCAUGCCAAGAACAUG